AAAUCACCGGACGACGAACAUCGGAAUCGAGAGUGGAAAAGAGCAUCUGUGAAUUUCCUUUGCAUUUAGAUUGACCGGAAAGAGCCAGGAUGAGUGCAGUGACCGUCAUCAGCGGAUCGGACAUCGUGAAGAUCAACAUUUCCAACUCGCACAACGAUGCCGUCUCGUUCGAGCGGAAGUACAGCAAAUCACUGAAGAUUUCCGAAUUCAAGGGUAAAUUGGAGCCCAUCACCGGUGGGUCGGCGGCUACCAUGAAGCUGGAACUGUACAGCGGAGAUCGGCUGGUGAACCGAUUGGACGAUGACGAUAAGAUGCUGGGAUUCUACUCGAUCGAGGACGGAAUGCGGGUGCAUGUGAUAGACAACUUUGCCUUCGUGCAGGAGAAUGUGCAAAAGUUCGAACUGAGUCAGGAUGAGUACGACAAAAAGCAGGACAGCUUGAGGAACUUCUUGAGGCAGAACAAGCUGGGCAAGUACAACGAGGAAGAGAUGGCUAAGCUGGAGGAAGAACGCAAGAAACAGGAGGAAGAAGAUGCCAAGAAGCUGGAACAGGCCACGAUCGGUGCUCGUUGUAAGGUUAUGACCAAAGGACAACCCACCCGGCUGGGAACGGUCAUGUACAAGGGAGAACUGGAUGGUAAGCCGGGCGUUUUCAUCGGAGUAAAAUUCGACGAGCCUUUGGGAGUGAAUGAUGGAUCGACUCACGGAAAGCGCUAUUUCGACUGUCCUCCCAAGUAUGGUAGCUUCGUUGCAGCCAAGGCGGUAGAAAUUGGUGAUUUCCCUCCGGAGAGGGACGAACUAGAUGACGAAUUGUAAAUACUUGGCAUUCCAGAACUAAUCUCCUUUAUUGAAACUAAGUCAUUUCACCCGUGUCACCAGUUGGUUA
This is a messenger RNA of Ochlerotatus camptorhynchus, 885 nucleotides long. RefSeq names its product tubulin-binding cofactor B (gene TBCB). The record is from RefSeq and is a predicted model, not a curated record. NCBI's taxonomy places the organism in Eukaryota, Metazoa, Arthropoda, Insecta, Diptera, Culicidae. Gene Ontology annotation, cellular component: nucleus; cytoplasm; microtubule plus-end. Gene Ontology annotation, molecular function: alpha-tubulin binding; microtubule plus-end binding. Gene Ontology annotation, biological process: tubulin complex assembly; post-chaperonin tubulin folding pathway; cytoplasmic microtubule organization. The coding region runs from base 90 to 815 and encodes 241 amino acids. The transcript has 2 exons.